GUAGAGACUGCUGCUCGAUUGGCUAAUGCUCACGAGUUCAUCACAGAGUGCUUGCCACAAGGUUAUGAUACGCCUGUAGGCCAGGGCGCUGACGUCACUGGCGGUGGCUCUGGCCUCAGUGGCGGCCAACGCCAACGAGUAGCCAUCGCCCGAGCUCUUUUGAAGGACUCACCAAUUCUUAUACUUGAUGAAGCUACCUCAGCUCUGGACACCGAAUCAGAGGCGAAAAUACACCAAGCUCUAAAGACGGCUACUAAAGGCAAGUCUCUUACACUGGAAACAUUCUUUUGGCAUUUUAACUGUUGA
This is a messenger RNA of Protopolystoma xenopodis, 306 nucleotides long. Lineage: Eukaryota; Metazoa; Platyhelminthes; Monogenea; Polystomatidea; Polystomatidae. The record is from the annotation of a GenBank genome assembly.